Messenger RNA from Sparassis crispa, 1293 nucleotides. RefSeq lists its product as hypothetical. The record is from RefSeq and is a predicted model, not a curated record. Bases 1 to 1293 code for a protein of 430 amino acids. The transcript is spliced from 9 exons. NCBI's taxonomy places the organism in Eukaryota, Fungi, Basidiomycota, Agaricomycetes, Polyporales, Sparassidaceae. Gene Ontology annotation, molecular function: protein binding.
AUGUUCGAAUUCACAGGGGCAUCUGCCAUGCUCUUUCUCCCUCGAGAGCUAGCAGAGCGCAUCCUCAUUUUCUGCCAUCCUCGCGAUGUUUCGAACUUUGCGCAGACAUGCCGCGGUGCCCAUGAUUUGGUGUACAAGUCCAAAGACCAGUAUCUCUGGCGCGAGCUCUUCCUCGAGCUGCCCUUCGACGACCUUCGCAAAGCCGUCCUACCGUUCGGCGCGAAGAAAGUGGAUUUCGACUGGAAGAUGGAGCUCCAGCGCAGGAUAGAAGCUGAGAAGGUAGCACAGUCGGCCAUCGAGGGACCGGACUUCACGCGCGCACUGCAAACCUUCAUGUCCGUGAUCGAGACUGCGCUUCCGGCCACGGCUACGCCUGGCACCGACUCUACAAACCUGCUCUGGCUCGAUGGCGUCCUGCAGAAGUGUGCGUUCCAUUAUUUCCUCGUGCCCAGCUCGGAGCGGCAGCUACACGGCCGCUUGCGUGCCUACCUCGCGCUCUGGCACGAGAACGGGGACACCGACGAGUCUCGCCGUCGCCUGAAUGUGCUGCGCCGCACGAGCCGCUGUUAUGUCUAUGACCUCCGCAAGUACGAGGAGGAGACACUUUGGGGGCCGUACGUCGUUGGAGAGAAGGGCAUUAAGGUCAAUUGGGAGCAUAUGGAGCAUAUUGUUACCGUGGUCGCGAUGAAGUUGCGCGAGCUCCCGCUUCUUGCGCUGCAGAUUUACGGCUACCCUGUGCCUGGACUGGGUGGGUUGCGCGCGUAUUCUGCCCCACACUCAUUUUCGCGUAAAGCCCAUGACUGGGCUGGCGUCUCGGGUGUCUGGAGGCGCUUUGUGUGCUUUAUGGAUUAUCGUGACCUCUUUGCAUUCAAUUUUUCUUCAUCCCGCAAUGGGGCCCGUGACCCUUCGUUCUUCGGCGAGAAUUACCAAGAAGCAAUUCGUCCCGUUGAGUUGCACCUGGAGGUGGUCGAUCCCGAAGAUGGAGCGGACGCAGAGACGAUAACAGACUAUCCGCCCCUUUUCUUUAAAGGCUUCUCGCGCGGCAGCCACAGUGGCGAGGCUGCCGUCGAGGGCUCCGUGCGUUUUCUCUCGGAUGGCUGUAUCAGGUGGUUCUUCGUCACGAAGUAUGAUGGGCUGACGCAAUGGAGCGCCGAGGGCGUCCAGCUUGGGAAUGUGUGCAGCAUGGCGGGCGUCGCAGGUAUUUGGACGGGGGCAUUUCACGAGGAAGCUGAUCCUGCCGGUCCAUUCUGGAUGUGGAAAGCACACAGUGCUCUGCCAUUCUAUCAUAACUAG